AUGUCGAGCUCCCAGGGCGGAGGGGACUCGAAGCUGUUCGCUCGAGGCAAGGUUGCCGAACUGCGACUCGAGCUCAACGGCGGCGGAAAAAAGGACAAAAACUUCACGCAGAAGAAGAUUGCUCUGAAGAAGAUUGUCGCCAACAUGACGAUGAGCAACAAUGAGAUGGUCUCGCUGUUCCCCGACAUCAUCGCCUGCAUGCACAUCCAAAGUCUGGAGAUAAAGAAAAUGUGCUUCCUGUUCCUCGUCAACUACUCGAGAAUGCGCCCCGAGAUUGCCGUAAAGGCAAUCCCGUACCUGCAGCAUGACAUGGAAGACCCAAACCCACUAGUUAGAGCUCUAGCACUCCGAACCAUGUCCUACGUCCACGUCAAAGAAUUCGUCGAAGCUACUGUCCCACUCGUCAAACGGCUCCUCCGAGAUUCCGACCCGUACGUUCGAAAGACGGCCGCCUUCUGUGUCGCGAAGCUAUAUGAUCACGACAAGUACAUGGUUGAACAAUCGGAUUUGAUAGACAGGCUGAAUCAGCUCUUGAGGGACGACAACCCUACUGUGGUGGCGAGCGCAUUGGCCGGGCUGAUGGAUAUUUGGGAGCGGAGCGACUCGAUAAAACUCACCAUCGACUACAGCAAUGCUUCCAAGAUGGUAGCCAUCCUGCCGGACUGCUCCGAAUGGGGUCAAACGUAUAUCCUGGAGGCUCUAAUGUCAUAUGUGCCUCAGGAGUCGGGUGAAGCGACGCUCCUCGCGGAGCGAAUAGCGCCACGGUUAUCGCAUUCGAAUUCGUCAGUGGUCCUGACAUGCAUCCGGGUGAUCUUGUAUCUCAUGAAUUACAUCGCGGACGAGAAGCAGGUCUCGGCGCUAUGCCGAAAGCUGUCUCCGCCACUGGUAACAUUGUUAGCAAAGGGUCCGGAGGUUCAAUACCUUGCGUUGCGCAAUGCCCUGCUCAUUCUUCAGAGGAGGCCAGACGUCUUGCGCAACGACAUUCGCGUUUUCUUCUGCAAAUAUAACGACCCGAUCUACGUCAAGGUCACGAAGCUCGAGCUAAUAUUCAUGCUCGCUAACGAGAAGAACAUUGACGAGGUGCUGACCGAGCUUCGGGAAUAUGCGACGGAAGUCGACGUCCACUUCGUCCGUAAGGCGGUGCGCGCCAUCGGUAAGCUGGCUAUUAAGAUUGAGCCAGCGGCGAGACGGUGCAUAAAUCUGCUCCUGGAAUUGGUUGCGACUAAGGUCCCAUAUAUCGUUCAGGAGGCCACUGUGGUCAUCCGCAAUAUAUUCCGAAAAUACCCCAACCAGUACGAGUCCAUCAUUGGUACGCUAUGCGAGCAUCUCGACUCGCUCGACGAGCCCGAGGCAAAAGCGGCGAUGGUAUGGGUGAUUGGGCAGUACGCGGCGCGGAUAGAGAACAGCGACGUCUUACUGGAAGACUUCCUGUACUCGUUCGCGGAAGAGCCUGUAGAGGUGCAGCUCGCGCUACUGACGGCGACGGUAAAACUCUUCAUCCAACGCCCCACCAAGGGGCAGGACCUGGUACCCAAGGUGCUCAAGUGGGCCACGGAGGAGACGGACAACCCAGACCUCCGGGACCGGGCGUAUAUGUACUGGCGACUACUGAGCACGGACAUGAACGCGGCGAAGCAGAUGGUGAUGGGUGAAAAGCCGCCCAUCACGGCCGAGUCGGAGAAGCUCGACCCUAUGACACUCGAGGAGAUGUGCCUCAACGUCGGCACCCUCGCGACCAUCUACCUAAAGCCGGUGCAGACAGUAUUCCGCAGCGCCCGACCGCGGCGUCUACCCGACUCGCCGGCCCUUCAGAAACACACACUGCCCACGGCGUCUAACCUGCCCGCGUUCGAGACGCAGAAGAGCCUCAGCGCCUUCGGCAUGGGCGGGCAGGCGACGGCGCUGCGGCCGGUCGACACGCAGCUCGCCGCGGCGGCUGGGAUCGGGGGGAUGGCGGGCAUGGCGGGCGUGAACGCUAGCCCGUCGCCAAGCCCGCACCCGAGCGCGAGCGACGACAACAUGGCGAGCGCGGUGAGCGAUGCCGACGCGUACUUUGCGGGGAUCGGCAGCCAGCAGAUGGCGGCGAUGGGGAUCCACGAUGACACGCCGUUUAGCGGCGGCGGCGGCGGCGCCGAGGCUUCGUACGUGGUCAACCAGUACGCACCGCAGCAGGUCUUCCAGCCGGCCCAGGGCGUCGGGAGCAACGGCGACCUGCUCAUCCUAUAA
Messenger RNA from Durotheca rogersii, 2226 nucleotides. Its product is annotated as Adaptor protein complex beta subunit. The record is from RefSeq and is a predicted model, not a curated record. Gene Ontology annotation, biological process: intracellular protein transport; vesicle-mediated transport. Gene Ontology annotation, molecular function: clathrin binding. Bases 1 to 2226 code for a protein of 741 amino acids. Gene Ontology annotation, cellular component: membrane coat. NCBI's taxonomy places the organism in Eukaryota, Fungi, Ascomycota, Sordariomycetes, Xylariales, Xylariaceae. The transcript has 5 exons.